AUGGCUUUUAAUUUACCGCCAGAAACGUUACAGAAAAUCUUUGAUUAUAUAAAUGAUGAUGACUUUAACACAUUUCAAUCCCUAAUAUUAGUUAACCGAGACUGGUGUCAAAAUAGUAUUAUGCUGCUUUGGAAAAAACCUUUUCACAAUAAACUUCGAUUUAAAAAUCUUUACAAAAUCAUUUCAGUCAUCCUUGCAUUCCUUGAUGAUGAAAGGAAACAAUAUUUGAACAUUACCGACGCAAGGCUUGAAAUUCAAGCAAAGGUUUUAUUCGAUUACCCUUCAUUUAUAAAAGAGUUAAAUUUUAAAGCUAUCGUGUUCUUGCUUAAAGAAUGGAUUAAUAGAAAGGAGAAGAUUCGACCAAUACUAGCUCCUGAUUAUUUCACUACUCAUGAAAAAGAAUACAUAGCAAAGUUUAAUGAUUAUAAGUAUAUGGAAGUGAUCACUCCCAAAGCGCUCUUCAUAAAUCAAGAGAGGAUCGCAUUUGUUGAUGCAAUUUAUCAUGUAAUUUCUAGGAAUAAUAAUGCAUUAAAAUCUUUGAUUUUGGAUAAACCCUAUAUGGUUAUGUAUGAUAUGUUUAAACCAUUCUAUCAGGAAAUCAUAUCCUCGAAUCCAGGUUUUCUUAAUCAAUUGGAACUGAUUAAUUUUUAUUAUGAUAGGAAUUGUCCAGAAAUAUUAGAAGAAUUCUCAAAGAUAACAAACAACCUUAAAUCAAUUCACAUCGGAUUUCAAUACCAUAUAUCCGAUUGUAUGGGGGAGGAUGGGUUAAUACAGUUCAUUAAGUCACAAAAUAACCUUGAGCACGUGGCCCUUGAUGGUUAUGAAGGAAGCAGACUUGCGGACAUUCAUAAUUCCUUAAUUACUCAAGCUCAUUCUUUAAGAACAUUCAAAAUAUGGUUUACUGAUAUUGAUCUUAAUUGCUUGAAUUUCUUGGGAGAAUGUCAAAAUCUUGAAGAAUUGGAAUUCGGAUGCAUUGAUUUUUAUUCCGUGUAUGAAGGGAAUUUUCCUAAAUUAAAAAAAUUAAAAAUUUAUGAUCCUUAUUUUAUUGAUCAUGAAAUUAACCAUUCAAUACCCUUAUCAUUAAUCACUAACGUUGGUAAAUAUUUAAGCAAAUGCGUUUUCAUGGUGGAUUCCGAACAUUCAUUAAGUCUCAUUCAAACGAUAGCAACCUCUUGUCCGAAUCUUGUGUCGUUAACAUUCAGGAUUCAAUCUCGAAAUGAGUUGGAUGAAUUGAUUAAACACUUUGAUGAUAAAUUUCAAAAAUUGGAAGUUCUUAAAAUUUGCAACUAUUUUGGGGAUGAUGAUGAGUAUUGGAUGAUAGAUGAAUGUAUUAGAGAAUUCUUUCUAAAGAUUCCUAAGAAUGUUCGUAAACUUGACAUUUCCAAGUGGGUGAUUAACAUCAAAUUGUUGGAAGAUUAUUUACAUUGUAUUAAAAGACCUUUGAAAAAAUUUCAAUUUACUUUUCAUGGUGAAAUUCAUGAAAUAGGGAACCUUGUUAAAAAAUUUUCAAUAGAAAAAAGUUGGUCGAUAAAAGGGGUUGCUCCCACUUCGAGAUUCUAUUAUUGUCAUAUAAUAAAAAUAGAAUGGGAUUGA
Molecule: messenger RNA, 1593 nt
Organism: Funneliformis mosseae
Lineage: Eukaryota; Fungi; Glomeromycota; Glomeromycetes; Glomerales; Glomeraceae
Source: the annotation of a GenBank genome assembly